Molecule: messenger RNA, 676 nt
Organism: Microplitis demolitor
Lineage: Eukaryota; Metazoa; Arthropoda; Insecta; Hymenoptera; Braconidae
Exons: 4
Coding region: 65-613 (182 amino acids)
Source: RefSeq, a predicted model, not a curated record
UUAAGUUGAAUCAGUGAACCAAAUAUUUUUGAUCGAAACCAUUGAAAAGCUGCACUAGAGCAAAAUGUUGCGUGUUUCUAUAAUUUUGUGCUUCAUUGCUGGAACUUUUGCUCAAUCGUUGAGACCCGGUCCUUGUCGCAAAGUCAAUGUGGAUCCAAUUGAUUUUAAUCGAAUGUCGGGACUAUGGUAUGAGCACUUGACUAGCCUUGAUCAAUUCGACCCUCUACAAGUAUGUCUUCAACAAUUGUGGUCUCAACCCAACAAUGGUGUUACAGAUGUUCUUUUUACCAGUAUUUUGACAACGACCAACCAAAACUUAACUGUUGAAGCGGAAGCUUAUACAAAUGAAGACAACGCUUUAUUAUAUGAUAUUCAUGUACCAAUUUUGGGAGUUUUACGCAGAGAGCGCCAAAUUCUUGAAACAGACUUUGAGAACUACUCAAUAUCUAGAAAUUGUACAAAUGUUGGAUCUAAUCACAUUGAAAACAUUGGGAUAUUUACACGAGAACAAAACCCACGUAUAAAUUACGCAAAUAUAGGACGGUAUGUAUUCGCUCGUUACGGUCUCAGAGCACCGGAAAUGAUAAAAAUUGAUCAACAAUGCUGUCUUUAAAUUUAUUUUGUAUUAGAAUUCAAUGACUAUAUUAAGCUCUUAUUUGUGUAAUUUCAAAUUUUG